Elgaria multicarinata webbii is the source of this 1992-nucleotide messenger RNA. Its product is annotated as chitotriosidase-1-like. The coding region runs from base 35 to 1402 and encodes 455 amino acids. Gene Ontology annotation, molecular function: chitin binding; hydrolase activity, hydrolyzing O-glycosyl compounds. The transcript has 11 exons. NCBI's taxonomy places the organism in Eukaryota, Metazoa, Chordata, Lepidosauria, Squamata, Anguidae. Gene Ontology annotation, cellular component: extracellular region. Gene Ontology annotation, biological process: chitin catabolic process; carbohydrate metabolic process. The record is from RefSeq and is a predicted model, not a curated record.
AGAACAGGAGGAUCGUGCCGCAUCUGCACUCAGCAUGGGCUGGGCAUUCUUUUUGGCAGGUUUCACCAUCUUGCUGUUUUUUCACUGCAGCUCCGCUUUCAAACUGGUAUGCUAUUUUUCCAACUGGGCUCAGUACAGGCAAGACAAAGGGCGGUUCCUCCCUACGGACAUUGAUCCCACUCUGUGCACUCAUCUCAUUUAUGCAUUUGCGGGAAUGGAGAACAACGAGAUCAAAACAGUGGAAUGGAAUGAUAAGGAGCUGUACCAGCAGUUCAAUGAUCUCAAGAAAAAGAAUCCAGCACUGAAGACACUUUUAGCCAUUGGAGGAUGGAAUUUUGGUAGUACAAAGUUCUCUGCCAUGGUGGCUGCUCCUGCCAAUCGAAAGACCUUUAUUCUCUCUGUAAUUUCAUUCCUGCGCAAGUAUAAUUUCAAUGGCCUAGACCUUGAUUGGGAGUACCCUGGAGCCAGAGGCAGCCCAGCAGAGGAUAAAGUGCGCUUCACUUCUUUGAUUCAGGAAAUGGUGAAUGAAUUCCAGGCAGAAGCCCAGCGGACAGGAAACGAAAAGUUGUUGUUGACAGCUGCUGUGGCAGCUGGGAAGGAAACCAUUGACAAAGGCUAUGAGGUUGACAAGAUCUCACAGUUACUGGAUUUUAUUAAUCUCAUGACAUAUGACUUCCAUGGAUCUUGGGAAAAGUUUACCGGACAUGUCAGUCCUCUGUACCCAGACACGGACAACACUGUGAAGUACUGGAAGAGCAAGGGAGCACCGGCUGAAAAGAUCAUCCUUGGAAUCCCUGCCUAUGGGCGAACCUUCACCCUUUCUUCCUCACAAACUGGGGUUAAUGCACCAGCCUCAGGGCCUGGGACAGCUGGACAGUACACAAAGGAGGCGGGAUUCUUGGCUUAUUAUGAGAUCUGUGACUUUAAAAAGGGGGCUACUACAGUAAUGAUCCCAGAGCAGAAGGUUCCAUAUUCUUUCAAGGGAAACCAGUGGGUAGGAUACGAUGAUGUGGACAGCGUUAAAAAUAAGGUCAAAUAUUUGAAGCAAAACAACCUGGGAGGUGGAAUGGUGUGGGCCAUAGAUCUUGAUGACUUCAAGAAUGCUUUCUGUGGUCAAGGAGCAUACCCACUUCUUCAGGCAAUGAAGAGAGAGCUGGGCUCCACAGGCCUAACUCCAUCCUUCAGACCUCCAAUUCCAGCAGAAACUUCAAACUCUCAUCCACCACAGACUGUUCCUCCGGCACCAAACAGCUUUUGUCUGGACAAGGCUGAUGGACUCUACGCCAAUUUGCAAGACACCACAAUGUUCUAUUCAUGUGCUAACAAGCUUACUUUCAACAUGCAUUGCCCUGCAAGGCUAACUUUCAACAAUCAGUGCAAAUGUUGCGAUUUUCCUCAAUGAAGCCCUUCCCAUGCAGAUGGACUCCAAAGAUGAACACAUUCCUAGGGUGACCAUAUGAAAAGGACGACAAGUUUCCUAUAUCUUUAACAGUAGUAUUGCAAAGGGAAUUUCAGCAGGCGGCAUUUGUAUGCAUGGUGAAUUUCCCUCUUUAUCACAACCGUUAAAGCUGCAGGAGCUCUGUCCUCUUUUCCAUAUGGUCACCCUACACAUUCCAUUUUAACCAGAGCUAAUGUCAUUGUCUAUAUAUAAAACUAUUCAUAUCUCCAAUGAAUUCAUCCACACAUUUCUCCAACUCCUAAUAAACGAAGUGAUGUUAUCCAUUGAUAUUUUACACCGGAAUACAAACAAUCAAGGUAUUAGCACAGCCUUGCCCCAACCUAGCACCAUGCAGUUGUUUUUGACUAUAGCUCUCAUCAGCCCCAACCAUGGGAUUUGUAGUCUAAAACAUCUAGAUAGCAUCUUGUUGGGGAAGACUAUAUUAGCACUUCAUAGUAGUUUUCUUAGAACAAUAUGUGUUCUUACUCCUUCUGUCCUUGCUUCCUACAAUUGUUUUUAAAUAUGUAUCAGAAAUAAAUGCAUUUCAAAUCACA